GAAAGAUGUUUUUUACCACCAAGAUGAUUAGAACUUAUUCAUUUGGCCAAAUUGUGGCCAAUAAAAGCAAUAAUUUUCAUACAAGUUCUCAGAGACUAUUGGAAAAAACUGUUUUAUAUGACUUUCACUGUAAGCAUGGAGCUAAAAUAGUGCCCUUUGCUGGAUUUGCAAUGCCUAUCACUUAUGGCAAGAUUGGUGUUUCUGCCUCACACAUUCACGUGAGAUCUUCAUGUGGCCUAUUUGAUGUGUCGCACAUGCUGCAGGCACAAAUUACUGGGCCUUCUCGCAUUCAGUUCCUUGAGUCACUCACUGUAGCUGACAUAAAGAGCCUCAAGCCUGACAAUGGAUGCCUCACUCUCUUCACUAAUGAUCAAGGCGGUAUCAUAGAUGAUCUCAUUGUGAGCAGCACCAGCAAAGAGUCAAUUUAUCUGGUGAGCAAUGCUGGGUGUCGGCACAAAGUGCUGCCCCUGUUGCAGUCAGCGCUUGCACAACACCGCAGCCAGGGAGGUGAUGCCUCGCUGCUUCUCAUGGACGACCAUUCCUUGCUGGCACUGCAGGGUCCAUGUGCUGCCAACGUUCUCCAGAAAGUCUGCUCAGCCAACCUGAGCGAAGUUGGCUUCAUGAGCUCAGUGGAAUGCUCAGUGGGUGACUCAAAAGUGUGUAGAGUGACACGCUGUGGCUACACUGGCGAGGACGGCUUUGAAAUUUCCGUGCCCAACGUGGAGGCGGUGAAGCUGUGCGAGCUGCUCCUGCAGGACAGCGCCGUGCAGCUUGCUGGGCUGGGUGCUCGGGACACACUCAGACUUGAGGCUGGACUUUGUCUUUAUGGUAACGACAUGACUGAGGAGACCACCCCCGUGGAGGCGGGGCUUGCCUGGACCGUGGCCAAGCGCAGGAGACAAGAGGGUGGCUUCCCCGGACACCAGGUGAUCAUGCGGCAGCUGCAGGAGGGGCCCCGCGUGCGACGUGUGGGCCUCACGAGCGACGGCGCCCCCCUGCGCCCCCCCGCCCCCGUCACCCACAACGGCGACAUCAUCGGCCAGGUGUGCAGCGGUUGUCCCUCGCCGUCGCUGGGGCGCAACAUCGCCAUGGCCUACGUGCCCGCUGCCCUCGCCAGGCCCGGCACUCAAGUGCAGGUCCUCGUCAGGAACAAACCGCAGCCUUCCGUCGUCACCAAGAUGCCCUUCGUGCCCACCAACUACCACGUCCUCUGAGACGCCG
This is a messenger RNA of Hyalella azteca, 1221 nucleotides long. Its product is annotated as aminomethyltransferase, mitochondrial. The coding region runs from base 6 to 1214 and encodes 402 amino acids. Gene Ontology annotation, cellular component: mitochondrion. NCBI's taxonomy places the organism in Eukaryota, Metazoa, Arthropoda, Malacostraca, Amphipoda, Hyalellidae. Gene Ontology annotation, molecular function: protein binding; aminomethyltransferase activity. The record is from RefSeq and is a predicted model, not a curated record. Gene Ontology annotation, biological process: glycine catabolic process. The transcript has 7 exons.